Messenger RNA from Fulvia fulva, 1467 nucleotides. Its product is annotated as General negative regulator of transcription subunit 2. Gene Ontology annotation, biological process: nuclear-transcribed mRNA poly(A) tail shortening; regulation of DNA-templated transcription. Gene Ontology annotation, cellular component: P-body; CCR4-NOT core complex. Lineage: Eukaryota; Fungi; Ascomycota; Dothideomycetes; Mycosphaerellales; Mycosphaerellaceae. The record is from RefSeq and is a predicted model, not a curated record. The transcript is spliced from 5 exons. Bases 1 to 1467 code for a protein of 488 amino acids.
AUGAAUGCGCGCUCCGGGAGCCAAGCGCAGUCCCUGCGAUCCAUGAACAUGAACACAUACGGCACCCAGCAGAACUCACGGCAAGUGCCACGGUUACAGAAUACGCAAAAGACGGGCCUGGGAAAUGGCAAUGCAGGCGCAGGAUGGGCAUUCGGUGCUCCAUCAGGAAGUGCGUUUGGCAGUCUGGGAGGUGCGCCGGGCUUGGGGCAGGCAAGACCGGGACAGCUGUCAGGCUUUGCCCAGGUGAUGGGUGGCGGCGGAGGGCAGGGACCGAUUGAUAUGAGUGACUUUCCAAGCCUCGCCGGUGGCCCACGCCAACCACCAAACAGCAACAAUGGAUGGGGCGGAAAUAUCAACAACGUCAUACGCCAGCCGCCGAUCCAGCAACAAGCUCCACAGCAGCCACGCGCUCCAUCGACUGCGCCAUCGCACCAGUCCAUCGACCAGUUCGACGGACAGCGCUCUCAGCAGCAGUCCAAUGACCGUGGCAGUGGCGAUGACUAUCCGCUGUCAGCCAACCUCAUCAACGGCAAUGGUAACGGAUUGACGCAGACCAACGGACUCGGUAGCAGCGUUGGCUCGCCAGAAGACGCACACCCACACCCAAAUGGCCAGCAGAGUCAUACAAUGGCCAGUCGCGAUACUUCCUACUCAUCGAUGCCGCAGGCUCCAAUAGGUUCGAACAUACCAUCGGCAUCCCCAGACUCUCUACCAUCUCAGAGCGACAAUGCACAGUCCACACAGCCCAACGCUACCGUCAAGAGAUGGGCAGACAUGACCGAACAAGAGCGCUAUGGCAUGCAAGGCUACAUCGCCAGAGUAGAGGCUGGACGCGCCAUCGCCGCUGGUCAGCCAGUGGACCCUACUCUUCCAACCGUGGAACGCAAUUGGGCGACACUGCAGGCGGGCGUAGACAUCAACAACCUUGGCCUCGACCUAGAUUCGACCGAGCCGAUCUACAAGACCUUCCACGUCUUCCCAGACAUGACCUCUGGUGGCUCAUUCGACAGCUCGCGCCGCAACCCAGUCCCUGACUUCCAAGUCCCACCAGCGUACUACGUCAACAAUGUCCCAGAUAGUGCUAGCAGGAUGGCAGCGUUCGCUGAUGACACUCUGUUCAACAUCUUCUACUUCGAGGUUCGCGACGUGAAGCAAGAGCUGGCCGCCAUCGAGCUCGCAAAUCGCGAGUGGCGCUACCACAAAGUCAUACGCCAGUGGAUCAAGCAGGACUGUGGACCAGCUGGCCUCGCUGGCGGAUUCGACCACACCAACGGCGCUCCCGGCGGCAUCCUGCCAGUCCGCCUUAGCGAGAAGGUCGAGCGUGGCAUCUACUUGUUCUUCAACAACGACAGAUGGUCCCGUGAGCGCAAGGAGUUCACACUUGACUACGACUGCCUCUGGGACCAGCGCAUUGGUCCCAUUCCAGGCGUAGGUCCCGUUCGAGAGGGAUCUGCCAACGCACAGUAG